Sesamum indicum (sesame) is the source of this 1217-nucleotide messenger RNA. Its product is annotated as PHD finger protein ALFIN-LIKE 4. Gene Ontology annotation, biological process: regulation of DNA-templated transcription. NCBI's taxonomy places the organism in Eukaryota, Viridiplantae, Streptophyta, Magnoliopsida, Lamiales, Pedaliaceae. Gene Ontology annotation, cellular component: nucleus. Gene Ontology annotation, molecular function: histone binding; transcription cis-regulatory region binding; transcription coregulator activity. The record is from RefSeq and is a predicted model, not a curated record.
UCAUUAGAUUCAAAUCCGCCCCAUCGCUCUUCAAUUUCACUCUCUCUCAAAGAAAUAGACUUUACUACUACUCUUACUACUAUUUUCUAAUCCCCUACUCUUAAACCCCACCUCACAACUAUUUUCCCAACAUUUUGAAUUGCGGAGUACAACUCCAGAAGACCUUUAAAGGCGAAGAAGAGAAUGGAGGCUGGCUACAAUCCUCGAACUGUUGAAGAAGUUUUUAGGGAUUUUAAGGGUCGAAGAGCUGGACUCAUCAAAGCGCUUACUACAGACGUUGAAGAAUUUUUCCAGCAGUGCGAUCCUGAGAAGGACAAUCUCUGCUUGUAUGGAUUUCCUAGUGAGCAAUGGGAGGUCAAUUUGCCUGCUGAGGAAGUACCUCCUGAACUCCCUGAGCCUGCUCUGGGAAUUAACUUUGCUAGGGAUGGGAUGCAAGAAAAAGAUUGGUUAUCUCUAGUAGCUGUCCACAGUGAUGCUUGGUUGCUUGCUGUCGCCUUCUAUUUUGGUGCUAGAUUCGGAUUUGAUAAAGCUGACAGGAAGCGGCUUUUCAACAUGAUUAAUGAUCUCCCCACUGUAUUUGAAGUUGUGACUGGUGCUGCUAAGAAACAACAGAAAGAGAAAUCUUCAGUCUCAAAUAAUAGUAGCAACAAGUUGAAGUCAAACUCCAAAUCGCGAACAUCUGAAACUCAUGUCAAAAUUAUGAAGUCACAGCCAAAAGAUGAAGAAGAGGGCUUGGAUGAGGAAGAGGACGAUGAGCACGGAGAGACAUUAUGUGGUGCCUGUGGGGAGAACUAUGCAUCAGAUGAAUUCUGGAUUUGCUGUGAUAUAUGUGAGAAAUGGUUUCAUGGCAAGUGUGUCAAGAUUACACCUGCCAGAGCUGAGCAUAUCAAGCAGUACAAAUGUCCUUCAUGCAGCAAUAAAAGAGCUCGCCCUUAAUGUAGACCGCAAAUCUUUAGCCCCAAAGACUCUAUUUACUGCCUUGGUCGAUUUAGGUCCUUUCUUGUUCAGGUCAUUCAGUGCUAACCUGUGAAUGAAUGUAUUUCUGGAUUGGGGGUUCUCGUUCUUGGUAUAGAUUAUUUGUUGUAGUGUCAGUAGUAGUACCCUGAUUUAGUAGAACUAUCAUAUUUCUCGUUAAAUAGUAUUCCAGUUUCUCAUAAUCUGGUGAGAAAAGCGCGUUGCCUUAUCUGCAUUUAUUAAGUGGUAUAUCAAAAAUUAGA